This is a messenger RNA of Priapulus caudatus, 1261 nucleotides long. RefSeq names its product calcium-responsive transcription factor-like. NCBI's taxonomy places the organism in Eukaryota, Metazoa, Priapulida, Priapulimorpha, Priapulimorphida, Priapulidae. Gene Ontology annotation, molecular function: RNA polymerase II cis-regulatory region sequence-specific DNA binding; DNA-binding transcription factor activity, RNA polymerase II-specific. Gene Ontology annotation, biological process: regulation of transcription by RNA polymerase II. The transcript has 9 exons. The coding region runs from base 41 to 1261 and encodes 406 amino acids. The record is from RefSeq and is a predicted model, not a curated record. Gene Ontology annotation, cellular component: nucleus.
UUUCCCAUAUGUUUACAAGCUAUGCAGAUAUGAAAACUACAUGGUACAACUGCGUCAGCCGAUUGUUAUAGGUAUGGAGGCACUGGAGUCGGACCAGUCGGUUAGCCAGGAUGAGGACGGGUGUGAAGACCAGGCUUCUAAGCGCAUUAAGACGGAGCCGGACAACGACGACUCACUCAUCGGUCUGACGUCUAUACCGGACCAUGGCAGUGCUGCGAUCCUCACACCCAGUAGUGGUGGAGCACUAGUCAGACUUCUUCAGGGAGUGAGCACGAGCAAUGGAACUGGACUGCCGGAGAAUGUACAGAUCAUUGCUCUCGCAGAUUCAAGCGACUCAAAUGAAAACGUAGCACAGUGGCAGGUGCUGCCAGCUGGUGGUGAAGGAGACGUGCCUCAGUUCUUUGCAACCUGCGUCGGCAAAGCAGAUGACGCCAGCGGAGGGCUUCUUGUUUGCACAGAGAAGGGCGUCGGCGGCGGCGGUGACGUCGUGGGGAGGCAGGAUCUACUGUCGUCGGUCGUCUGGCCGCAGGAGGUGCUGCCGGUGCAACCGAUGCCAGCGGGGAGUCCGGAGUGGGCAACAAGGAUGCGAGACUGCGAGAAAAUCGGUGACUCGUACCGUGGCUGGGUCGCGUCGGAGCAGGAGCUAGACUUGUUGCUCACCUACCACAAGCAGCAGACGGGCAGCAUGUGGGGCACGCGGCAGUCCCCGAGCCCCGCCCGCGCCUCCAGCCGACUCAUGUGGAAGUCGCAGUACGUGCCGUUCGACGGCAUGCCCUUCCUGAAUGCCGGGAGUCGUGCGGUGGUGAUGGAGUGUCAGUACGGGCCGCGGCGGAAGGGGAAGGAUCCGACCUUGAAGAAGCCAAUCGUGGACACGAUGAAGACUAUCUACAAACAAACGUGUCCGGCAAGGAUCUACGUGAAGAAGGUGCGCAAGUACCCGCAGUUCAAGGUGAACAUGGAGCUGAGCAAGCGCAACAUGCGAGCGGAGAUGGAUCGCAUCUUUCAGGAGAUGAAACAGCUAGGCCCCGAGCUACCGCACGUGCCGGGAGAGGAGAGGUGGUACGCGCAGCUGCCGACGGACAAGACGCACGAGUUUCACAAGGAGCUCGCGAGCGAGGCGGCGAGGCCCGGCGGGGGCAGUCGGGAGCCCGUCUCUGGGUUCUCCACACACCGCGUCGAUGCAGCCGUCGUCGUCAAGCUGAGAGAGUUCGUCUCGUACGGCGAGACGCGGGUCUACGCGAUUCGCAAGCGCCUCAGGUGA